Radiomyces spectabilis is the source of this 1765-nucleotide messenger RNA. RefSeq names its product hemolysin-III related-domain-containing protein. Gene Ontology annotation, cellular component: membrane. The record is from RefSeq and is a predicted model, not a curated record. The transcript is spliced from 3 exons. NCBI's taxonomy places the organism in Eukaryota, Fungi, Mucoromycota, Mucoromycetes, Mucorales, Radiomycetaceae. Bases 102 to 1457 code for a protein of 451 amino acids. Gene Ontology annotation, molecular function: signaling receptor activity.
CUUUUUGAUAUCCGUCCGACACUUCUUUCUCCUCUCUUUAUUUUUCUUCUUUUGUACACAUAUUAUUUCGUUUCUCUGAGGAAGGAGCUUGUUGAGGCCAAAUGGAAAAUCUUCUUACGAUCAACAAGACAAGAGGGUGUGAGGACGCUCUUGACUUGGACGAUUUCUUUCAGCAACGGUUGACGCCAGUGCUGCAAAAGUUAAAGACUCGAUUAUCGCAUUUUGAGAGCGAUAGCAAACAGCGACUUCAGGAUUAUACCAUUGACAAAAUCAAACGUACCUACUCGCUACUAGAAUCAUUGGAUAAAGCACGUCAACUGGGAUGGAAACAAUCACUCGAUCAUAUGAACAGCAUGCCACUCCUCCGUCAAACCCUGGAACAAUCGCUGGCCGAUCUCACCGAAAAAUACCGUGAACUGGAAACGCUGGUCGCCGACGAUUACUUUGAAAAGACCCUCGACGAUACCAUGGAUGCUGUCAUGUUCAGCAUUGAACAAGUCGAUAAUCAAAUCUCGGACACAUUCCAAAAAGCGUCAGAGAUGCGCAAUCGUGUUCACGAAAAGAUUCACGAUUUGGCAGAUAUGGCUCAUGAUCAACUAAAAAAGGCGAUUGCCUACGGUGCCAAACGAUUACUGCAUUACGAGGAGUUACCCGUGCCCUGGCGCAACAAUAAGUAUAUUCUGACGGGUUAUCGAUUCUUGUCCACGCCGGCCGAUUGCUUCCACUCGCUCUUGUAUAUCCACAACGAAACCGGCAAUAUCUACACCCAUCUUGUCGGAUUCUUCUUUUUCCUCAGCAUCGGCAUUUACGAGCUUUUCUAUUCCUCUCUGCUCUCCGAAGUGCCCAAUGUGGAUCGUAUCAUCUUUGCCAUCUUCUUUCUCGCCGCUUGCAAAUGUUUAAUGUGUUCCACAGUAUGGCAUACCCUGUCAGGCAUCAAUGAUUACCAUACGUUCACCCGAAUGGCGUGUCUCGAUUACGUCGGUAUCUCUGUUCUCAUCUGCGCCAGUAUCAUUUUAUGCGAAUACUAUGGAUUCUAUUGCCACGAUGCUUGGCGCAAUUCGUAUAUCAUUGGCACCGGCACCUUGGCCAUCGUAGGUAUCACCAUGCCAUUUAUGAGUUGGUUUGACAAAUUAGAGUUCCGAUGGAUUCGUAUUGCCUUCUUCAUUUGUCUCGCGUCGUCCGGGAUCGUUCCCAUUGCUCAUCUCUCUGCCGUGCAUGGCGGUACGGCCGUCAUGACGUGGAUUGCUCCCGUGGUGCAGUCACUGUUGUGUUACAUUCUCGGUGUUGCUGUUUAUGCUAAUCAGCUGCCAGAGGUGUUUUGGCCGGGAAAAUUUGAUCAUUUCGGUCACUCACAUCAACUGUGGCAUCUGUUUGUAUGCGGAGGCAUCUGGUUCCAUUACGUGGCCGCCAAAAGUUUCGUCAGUGACAGGGAACAGUUCGGUUUCUGUCAGCUCUAGAUUGGAAACCAUCACAACCAUCCUCUCCCCCCUCUUUCUUUUUAUUUUUCGUUACCAUCAAAGCAUACCCUCUUCUCAUGCGCGACUCUUUUCCAUUUGUUUCAUUUCUGCCCUGUUUACACACUUGUUAUUUAUACAAUAGAAUUUAAUCGUCUCUAUUCCAUUGCAUGUCUUCCUUCAACUUGUCACGAUGACAUUGUUUCAUUUGUAAAAGUAAUAUAUUAAUACCGGAAAAUCUACCAAAAGUUUAAAGAAACGACAGAACUAAACGGAAUAAAGAAAAGGACAGAAAACAAUUCGCAGAACAA